Molecule: messenger RNA, 1466 nt
Organism: Saccostrea echinata
Lineage: Eukaryota; Metazoa; Mollusca; Bivalvia; Ostreida; Ostreidae
Product: acireductone dioxygenase-like
Exons: 4
Coding region: 177-716 (179 amino acids)
Molecular function (GO): acireductone dioxygenase [iron(II)-requiring] activity
Source: RefSeq, a predicted model, not a curated record
UUGUUUUAUAUAUGUGAUGUGUUCACAUCCUGCUUACACGUAAAGUGAUGCUUUAUAUCAACCAUUUCGGACUUCAAUGAGCGUGCUCAUGUGACCUUCACCUUUAUCAAUUAACCGGUUCGAUAUCGGAAAUAUAGGACGUUAAUUAUAUUUAGAACAGACUUACGUUGUAAACAAUGGUGCGAGCGUGGUAUAUGGACGAUGUGGAAGAUGACCAGAGGAAGCCCCACAUGACAGAACCCCCACAGUUUGUCACGAUGGACCAGUUGAAGGAUUUGGGGGUCUUGUACUUUGAGAUAAGUUCAGAUCCUGCCAAAGCUGAGAAGGAAGUGAACAAGCUCCGAGGUGACCGUGGCUACACUUACAAAGACAUGAUUACAUGCAGCAAGGAAAAACUCCCAAACUAUGAGGAAAAGCUGAAGAUAUUUUUUGAGGAGCACCUUCACACAGAUGAAGAGAUACGCUACAUUACAGAAGGAAGUGGAUAUUUUGACGUUAGAGACAAGAAUAACAAGUGGAUCAGAAUUGAAGUUGUCCCAAACGAUCUGAUCAUUCUCCCAGCAGGCAUCUACCACAGGUUUACACUGGAUGAAGGGAACUACAUACAGGCUCAUCGUUUUUUUGUUGGAGAACCAGUAUGGACACCACAUAACAGACCUGCUGAUGACAUGGAGGCUCGUAAAUUGUAUUUGCAAAAAUUCCAAGUGGCUGCAUAAAAAAUCUUAUAAAUAAAAGUUCAAAGUUAUAAAAACCAUGCUUUGAAGAAUUCAUUUGUUUGAACAGAAAGUGUGUUUCUUUGUUUGUCUAAGUAUAGAAACUACCCAUACUAUGAUAGAUACUAAUAAUGUUGAUAAACUGGAUAUACCAUACUAACAUGGCAAAGAUAUUAUUAGACUAGUGUAGUAUGAUUUGUGCAAUCGGGUUAAUUGCAAAUGUAUUCAUUAAUUAAUUGCAUGCACAUUUUAAACCGUAGAUUUCCUUUCCAAUUUGCUGAUAUUAAUAUCAAAUUUAUUUGAUUGGUAGAAAUGAACUGGAUAGGGCAACAGGUUUUGAUAUUUUAUAUAAACAGUGCCAUUAGACUGUACAUGGCAUGAUUAUGACAUAUUUUGACUUGAAAAUUUCUUAAUAUAUACAUGUAUAUUGUUUAUGAAAGUGCAACCCAAACCUAUAGUAUUAUAUUGUAUAUAUCAUGUAUAUGCAGUGCUGAAAUACAUUACAUAUAAGUAUGUAAUUGUCAGUCCAGGUCCAUAGUCUUACUUGGAGAAAUAUUUGGUAUAUGUAAUGAAUAAAACUAUUACAAUAAUUUUUUGAUUUCCCAAUUUAUACCGUAAUUUCUACAAAAAAAAAAAAAAUAUACAAAAUUUUUACAUGGAUAUCAGUGAUUUGAAUAUAUUAAUUGCCUCAGUUUUAACAUUGUAACUGAAUGAAAAUACAUGUACAAUAAAAUUGGAGAAAAUCAUCUAUUA